Molecule: messenger RNA, 4134 nt
Organism: Stylonychia lemnae
Lineage: Eukaryota; Ciliophora; Spirotrichea; Sporadotrichida; Oxytrichidae
Source: the annotation of a GenBank genome assembly
AUGCAAUAAAACUGUUCUCAUAUAGAUAUAGGUGCUUAUGGCUAUGUCUACAAGGUUCAAAGGGUAUCAGACCAAAAAUUAUUAGCACUGAAGCUAAUGAAUCUUUAAUUGGACAAUUUUCCAGCUAAAAACGCAGUGAUCUCUGAGAUAUCAACUCUUGUAACUAAUUAUUUAAAUAUGAUCAAUUAGAAAAAAAUUUGUCCUCAUCCAAACAUUGUCAAUAUGAUUGAUCAUCUGGAUGCUAAAAAAGAUUCGCAAACUAAUAUUAUAUACAUUUUACUGGAAUAUUGCCCAGGUGGAAAUUUGUUCAAUCUGAUAGAGGAAAGAUCUAAAAUUGGACUGAAUGGGUUAAAUGAGAUUGAAAUCUUAGACAUAAUGUCAGAUCUUGUAAAUGGUGUUAUUCAUUUGCAUUUGUACUUGAAAAUGUACUUAAAGGAAGUGAUGGAAAAUGGAAAAUAUGCGAUUUUGGAAGUUCAACAACAAACACUUAUAAUGUUAUCAACAACAAUAGCACCCGAGUAGCUUGAUCUUUAUUCAGGUUAUGCGAUUGAUGAGAAAGUUGACAUCUGGGCAAUGGGAAAUAUUAUAUAUACGCUAAUGUUCUUUAAAUCUCCGUUUCAACCAGGCGAGAAGCUAGCUCAGAUAAAUGCUGUGUUUAAAUUCCCUACAGAUACUUACUUCAGCUAGGAUUUAUAAAAUUUGAUCAAAUAAACACUCUCAAAGGACCCCAAAAAGAGAAUAGGCAUUGGUGAAUUAUGGAGCUGUGUAGAUUUAAUCAAGGAAAAAUUAUUAAAAUAGCCAACUGGGAUACCUCUAGUCGUAGGCUCAGCUGUGUAACCCGCAGUUGUAAAACCAAUCCAAAAUGAAUCUGCCCGACAGGUUGAAGUUUAAGCAAGAUAGAGGAAUAUACCAAAGUAGCAUAGAAUUGAGUCUUCAUCGAAAUUGUAGAGCUAAGAUAAAGAUAAGUCUAUCAAUAUAGAUCAGACUUUUAAUAUGAAAGAUAUGGUGCAAAAGAUGAUAAAUCCGUAAGAAUCAGCAGUUAAUGAGAAAGAUAUGAGAAUUUUAAUAGAGCAUCUUCACCAGAAGAAUGAUCAAGAAAAUACAUUUUACAGAUUUUUAGCUGUCUCUGACUAUAAGUCAAUAACAGUAGUAGUCUUGAAAGCGACAAUAGUAACUCAUAGGCUAUAACUAUAUUGCCCAUUCAUCACUCAGAAAUCCUUGAUAAGCUUGUAUCAAAAGAUCAUUCAAUCUUGGCAGGGCAUUUUAUAGAGCAAAGUAAAAAACGUUAAUGACAAAUUUAGAUGUGAAUACUUUGCUAAGCUCAUACUAUAGUAUGCUGACUAUCAAUGUACUAAAUCAUAAAUAGUGAGUGACUAUUCAGACUUGAUUGACGGGUCUUUUUCUUUAAUUAAGUAUUUCAACAAAAGCAAUGAUGCUAGAAGCCCAUUGAAUAUAGAUUUUAUCACUAGAUUAGAUAAACUAUGGACUAAAAUGAAUAAUUUGUGCAACAAGCUUGUAAAAGAUUAAAGAUUUUUAUGGGAACUAAGACUUAACAUAAUAACUAAUUUGAUAGAAGAUCAGUAUCUUUUACUUUGCCUUAUCUCACAUCUAAUAGUCUCUAUUAAGAUAGUGUGCUAGAGAUUUAAUUAGCAGGUGCCACAAAACUUCGUAACUUUUAUAGACCAGGCACAAAAGAAUUAUGACUAAAAUCUAGAAUAACUUAAAAGAUUUUAUCAGAAAUUAUCUAAUUUCUAGGAGUUAGCUCACCUUAAUGAAAAAAUACCUAAAAUUCCAAAUAAUCUAUCAUAAGAUGUGAAGAAUUCUACUAGGAACAGUAAAUUUGAAGCAGACUAAAGGAGAAAUCAUUUUAUCUUAACAGACCUGUUGAACACUUCUACAUCAAUAAAUGGCUUAUAGAUACCGCUACCAUUCUAGCUUUAUAAGGAAUAUACUAAAAAUUCACAUGAUUUCUAUGAGCUUCUUAUUGGCACCUAGAAGUAUAGAAAUAACAUAGAGAAAUUUUAGUAGUUCAACAGCAAGAGUAGUAAUAUAUAGGUUAACAAUAAUAUCAUUGGAGGUAAAUAGCAGUAUCACAGCAAUAGAUCUUCAUUUAUAAGAAGGACCAGUAGUGCAAAUAAUCAAGGAGAUAGAAGUUCUAAAACAUCUUAAAAUAUGAAUAUGUUGAAUAAUGAUAAGCAUGGACCCUUUCAUGAGGCGAAUUGGAAUAGUAGAUAAGAUUCUCAAGGCUUCAAACUUGAUAACGAUUUGCUGAGUGACUAGACAAUAUCCUACUUGCAGCAGAAUAUCUUUGGCUAGUUUAACUCUUAGAACUAAGGAGACGAAUUACUUGAAUUUGCCCAAAUACCAGAUAAAUAAAAUGAGCUCAUUUAGUAAUUGAAUAGUCUCAAUAUUAAUUAAGAGCAGCAAAAUUUUGACUCUAAUUAAUUUGACAUGAACUGGGCAUAGCAAGUAAAACCUAAUCAAAGCAAAAAUACAAUUUUGAGUCAAAAUAGAUCAUAGCAAAGAGAUAAUGAAUCAUGGGCAAUAAUAGGUAAUUAAAAAGUAGCACAAGAAAGCAAACUAAAAGCACUCAACUAUCAGAGCCCUUCCAAUAACUAAGAGUUUUUCCAAAUCUAAAAUUAAAACUAGUCCCCAUAAAAGUAACAGUUUAAUUUUUAGAAUCAAAACUUGCCAAGCUCACUCUCAAAUUUUCAAAGUAACAGUCGAUAAUAAUAAUAGCAAAUCUUCGCUUACUAGUAUAACUCACCUUAAUAGUCAAGCACUCUUUACUAUAAUGAAGAUAACUAUAAUUAAAUGAUUCAAGAAUAGCAAAACAUUGAGAAGUAGUAUCAAGAUUUGAGAAUAUAGUAAACAGCUGACUUGAAAAGACAAUAAGAUUUGAUAGCCAAAAUGAAGAAUGACUAGGAAAAGGGAGACAAGAUUUAGCAACAAGAGCAUUAGCUUCUACAAAUGAAAUAAUCAUUCUCAAAUGAGAAGAAAAAGUUGCUGAAUCAGAGAAACCAGCUUGAAAAGGAGCUUCUAAAUUUCCAAAAAGAGAGAUAGCAAUAUGAGUCACAAAAGAAACAGGAUAUGGAAAAGUUAAGUGAGGCAAAGCUUUAGAUAUUGUAAGAAAAGAGAUAAAUAGAAGCAAUGAAGAAAAAGUUUGAAGAAGAUUCUCAAUAACAGUAGAAGAAGCUAUUUCAGAUGCAGCAACAACAGACGGAGCAGGAUAUUCAAAAUCAGAUGAAAUAAAAUUAAUUAAUACAGGAAAUGUAAAAGCUAUAAGAAGAGAAGACAAUUUUAAAGGCCUAACUACAAGAGGAACAAAAACUUACUAAUUCUAUUGGUAAAAAAUAGAAGUUAUCAAAUGCUACUGAUCAAAAUAAUGCAAAUAAUCCUGCAGGAUUAAUUUUAGAAGAGGAAUUUUAAAAAGGCUAGGAAUAUUUCAUGCUUAAGCUUGCUGAUCUCAAAGUUGAGAAACAGAUUGGUGCAGGUGCUAGCGCUGAGGUAUUCAAGGGCACUUAUAAGGAGACAGAUGUUGCUAUUAAAAAGUUAAGGAACAUGAUGGCAUCUAAUGAUAACACAUUGAAAGAGUUUAAGAGAGAAGUAAGUACUCUGACUAGAGUCAGACAUCCAAAUCUUGUAUUAUUCAUGGGAGCUAGAGAUUUGAAAUCACUCAAGUAUACAAUAUAUUUAUAAUAAUUGCAAUGUAGUUUGCUAUUGACUUAACCAAUCGAAAGGGAAACUGAUUAUGUCUAGGUAAAGAUUACUGAUUUCGGAUUGUCUAGAGAUGACCACUCUGAAUUGAUGACAGGCCAAGCUGGGACUUUCCAUUGGAUGGCCCCAGAAACUCUAGAGAACAAACCUUAUACUCAUAAAGCAGAUGUUUAUUCCUUUGGAAUUGUGCUCUGGGAGAUUAUCUGUAGAGAGCCACCUUUCAAGUCUUAUAAUGCUCAUGAGAUUAUUUACAAGGUUAUUAACUAUAAGGAAAGACCUUCUACUUCUUAAAUCCCAAAGGAUUGCCCUAGAGAAUUGAUAAAUGUGAUGAUUAAAUGCUGGGACCAGAAUCCCCAAAACAGACCUGAUUUUUCAGAUAUUGUUAAAGAACUAAAGAAGUUUCAAAUCAGCAACUGA